CAGGCGGGCCCUGGCCCUCCGGCAGCGCCGGGGGGGGCUGUGCCGGGGGCGACCCGCGGGGCGUCCCACCGAGCGGGAGCCGCUUCCCGCGGGCCGGGGCCACGCGCCCCCACGGUGCCGCCGGCGCGUCGCUGCUCCCGCGCGCCCCGGGGAUGACACGGGGACAUCCGUUCCGGGUGAAGCUGAGACCGUAGAGAGGUGCUGCGCCUGCUCCCGAACCGGUGACGGGAAGGACUUACAAACCCCAAGUGCCCACACCAGUCCCGGUGUUCAAGAUGUCAUUGAAGGUGCAGACAAGCAACAUCACGAACAAGAAUGACCCCAAGUCCAUCAACUCCAGAGUCUUCAUUGGCAAUCUCAACACAGCAGUGGUCAAGAAGUCAGAUGUGGAGACCAUUUUCUCCAAGUACGGCCGAGUGGUGGGCUGCUCCGUUCACAAGGGCUACGCCUUCGUACAGUACUCCAACGAGAGGCACGCACGUGCUGCUGUCCUGGGCGAGAACGGGCGGGUGCUUGCUGGCCAGACGCUGGACAUCAACAUGGCCGGGGAACCAAAACCCAACAGACCUAAAGGGCUGAAGAGAGCAGCCUCCGCGUUGUACAGCGGCUAUGACUUCGACUAUGACUAUUACAGAGACGACUUCUAUGACAGGCUCUUUGAGUACCGGGGCCGAGUCUCUCCGGUGCCCAGGGUGGUUCCUGUGAAGCGGCCGCGGGUCACCAUCCCCCUCGUCCGGCGCGUGAAGGCGACUCUGCCCGUCAAGCUCUUCGCCAGGUCGGCUGCCAUCGCCAACAGCUCGGCCAAGUUGAAGUUGAAGUGCAGUGAGCUGCAGACAAUCAAAACUGAGCUGACACAGAUCAAAUCCAACAUUGAUGCUCUCCUGGGCCGACUGGAGCAGAUCUCCGAGGAACAGAAGUUGUCCACAGAGGUACGGAAGAAGGCAGACAGCAGCAAAAGCGAAAUCUCGCAGGAAGACACAGCAUCAGAGGCAGAGGCCAACACGGAGGAGCCGCUGAACGGGGACGAGGGUGAGGAAGAGGGUCUCGCACGGGAUGAGUGUGAAGAUGAACUGGAGAACAGCCAUUACACAGAUGUGGAGGAUGCCAGACUACAGUAACCAGCCCAUUCAGAACAGCAGUGAGCAACAGCGUGAGGAAAGCACGAGGCUAAACCCUGUCCUGGCACGCUGAGCAAGGCAAGCUGAAUCGAAGUGCUGCUGUCAUCUCUACCUGGCAUUCAAAAGGAGAAACACGGCCUGACAUCUUCCAUCCAUCUGUAAAGCAAAGACAAAGAAAACUCAUCAUCCCAGUGAACCCCCACUGCCCUGUGCAAUGGA
Falco peregrinus (peregrine falcon) is the source of this 1337-nucleotide messenger RNA. RefSeq names its product RALY heterogeneous nuclear ribonucleoprotein (gene RALY). Gene Ontology annotation, molecular function: RNA binding. The record is from RefSeq and is a predicted model, not a curated record. The transcript is spliced from 10 exons. Gene Ontology annotation, cellular component: nucleus. The coding region runs from base 276 to 1118 and encodes 280 amino acids. NCBI's taxonomy places the organism in Eukaryota, Metazoa, Chordata, Aves, Falconiformes, Falconidae.